This is a messenger RNA of Ruditapes philippinarum (Manila clam), 4397 nucleotides long. Its product is annotated as long-chain fatty acid transport protein 2-like. Bases 371 to 2248 code for a protein of 625 amino acids. NCBI's taxonomy places the organism in Eukaryota, Metazoa, Mollusca, Bivalvia, Venerida, Veneridae. Gene Ontology annotation, molecular function: long-chain fatty acid-CoA ligase activity; long-chain fatty acid transmembrane transporter activity. The record is from RefSeq and is a predicted model, not a curated record. The transcript has 11 exons.
AUAAUCUUUACAAACAAUUUGAAGAAUUAUCUCCAAUUGAAUAUUUUCGCAUGCUUCGUAUGUAAUACUUGGAACUCGUUAAGUAAUAUUUGAUGUCGCGUCAAAUGAAUUACAAUACACAUCCCUGCGCUAGAAGUUUAUAUACUGAAAACUACGUAAUUUAUUCAUGGUUGGCCCUAUUUAUAACUGAAUUUAGUAUUUGAACUUUGUGGCGUACUAAAAAAUGACCCCGUUUUUAUACCAAGAUGAUAACGAUAUAAACUAUACAAGAUUAAACUAAAAUAACUGGUUAGCAUAUCUACAUGCACCGAAGUUGUUUUCUAUAGUUUGGAAAGGAAUAAUUAGAUCAUAAACAGGUAUUUGUUAAACCAUGGCAUCAAAAAGGGACAAGAUAUUGAUUGGUGCAGCAGGUACAGUUGGAGCCGGGAUUUUGUCAUGGCGAAUGUUUUUUCCAUGGAUAGGAUAUGACCUUACCAUGAUGAAACAUGGAAGUAAAGCUGGGAAACUUAUAUUGAGAGAUAAUGAAACCGGACGUUACCUUAUUAAAAUGUUUGAGGAAGCUGUAGAGAAACAUCCCAAGAAAGCUUUUGUUAUAUUUGAGGACAGAGUAUAUAGCUAUGAGUUUAUGAAUGAGCAGGCUAACAAAGUGGCAAAUAUAGCAGCCAAAUGGGGACUGAAAGUUGGUGAAUGUGUUGCUAUAAUGAUUGAGAAUGAGCCGUCAUUUAUCUGGACAUUUCUUGGCCUUCAGAAGCUUGGUAUAGCUGUUGCAUUUAUCAAUUUCCACAUUCGUGGACAACCUUUGAUACAUACAAUAAAGGCAUGUGAGGCCAAAGUUCUCAUCAUAGGCUCAGAUGAUAAGAUAUUCCAUUCGGUUGAUGAGGUGAGAUCAGAAAUUGGACAUAUACCUAUAUAUGCGGAAGGUGGUGACAGGGGUGCGGGAUAUGAGUCCUGGGAUAAGUUGAUGUUUGCUGCACUGCCAGUACCAGUUUGUCCGAGUGUGAGACAAGAAAUGGGCUUCAGUACACCAUGCUGUUACAUCUUUACUUCAGGAACUACUGGUCUUCCAAAGCCAGCAAUCAUCACACAAGCUAAAGGUGUAGGGAUCAGCAAGUUCUUCCAGCUCUUUGAUUUCAUGCCAUCAGAUAUCCUAUAUACAUGUACACCAUUGUAUCACAGUGCAGCUGGUGGGCUGGGGCUCAUGAAUACUCUAGAUCAAGGUUCAACAAUGAUUCUGAAGAGGAAGUUUUCAGCUCAUCAAUAUUUUGCUGAUAUUAGAAAAUACAAUGUUACAGUCAUGCAGUAUAUUGGAGAACUUUGUAGAUAUCUGCUAACAGUGCCACCAAAUCCAUUAGACGGUAAACAUAAAGUCAGAGUGGCAGUUGGAAAUGGGUUAAGGGCAGACAUAUGGGAGAACUUCAAAGAGAGAUACAAUAUUCCAAAUAUUUGUGAAUUCUUUGGGGCCACUGAGGGGACAAUAGCAUUAAUGAAUCUAAGCAAUCGUGUCGGAUCAUGUGGGAGAUAUUCUCCACUUAUAAAUAGAAUGGACCCUACACCAAAGUUGCUGGUAAAGGUAGAAAUUGACACUGGGGAUGUAAUCAGAGAUAAAAAUGGACAUUGCAUUCCUGUCAAAGUUGGUGAACCAGGACUGUUACUUGGUGCUAUACCAUUCUACUACCAGGACAUGCAGUUUUAUAAAGGAGGGAAAGAAAUCAACGAGAAGAAAAUACUGAGGAAUGUUCUGAAGGAAGGUGAUGCUUACUUUAACUUUGGAGAUAUGUUGACAAUGGACUCUGAUUAUUUUGUCUACUUCAAGGACAGGAUAGGUGAUACAUUCAGGUGGAAAGGAGAAAAUGUUGCUACAUAUGAGGUCUCUAAUGUCCUUACAAAGCUAAAUGUCAUCCAUGAUGCUAAUGUAUAUGGAGUGGAAAUUCCAGGGUCGGAGGGUCGUGCAGGGAUGGCGGCCAUUCAUUUAGAAGAUAAUGUUACAAUUACACCACAGAUUCUGAAAGACAUAUUUCAUCAUGCUAAAGAGAAUUUACCAAGUUAUGCCAGACCUUUAUUCCUAAGGUUUCCAAAAGAACAGGCUGUUACGACCACACUUAAACAACAGAAAACACAGUUGAGAAAAGAAGGUUUUCAACCACAAGAUAUAGAUGACCCACUGUAUUACUAUGAUGAACAAAAUAAAACAUAUUCUCCAUUAACUGUGGACACAUAUGGACAAUUCCUGACAAAAUCAAAAUUGUAAUUAAGAUUAUCAGUGUGACAGCAGUAACUAUAUCUAAACUAAUGAGGAAAAUGUUGCACUUUGACUUGUAUAUAGACACUGUAUUUAUACUCGUAUAUUUUUAAAUCAUUCCAUCAUUAACACAAGGUAAUUGAAGAUGUUUUAAGACUGUAUUAUUUUUUUAAAAAGGGAUUACAAUUGAAAAUGAAAACUUAUUAUUUAAUUUCAUAUUAAAAGAUAUACAUAUAUAGAUUAUAUAUAAAUUUAAAAACACUACCUCAUCACUUUGUCAAUUAUUUUGCUCAACUUUACAAUGAAUAGUGGAGCUAACACUUGAUUUUUGUCUUGCAUGAAAUGUCAUAAUUCAUCAAGUUCUGAAUAUUUUCAUUUGAAACUUUAUAUUACACUUUAAAUAAUAAUUGUAGAUCUCUGAUCAAAACUGUAUACAUUUUUGUAUCUGGUAUAAAUUUGUACUAACUCAUACCCAAUGGUGAGCUAAGAAAAUUUCUGGUUAAAGUUAUCUUUUCAAAUGAUAUCUUGACAAAAAAAAAUAACAACGCAUUCUAGAUAUCGCCUAUAUCUCUUUUGUUUUCAAUAUAGAUCAUUUACCAACACCUAUAAUUCAAUCUUUUGCACUAAAUUAUUUUCAUCUGAGAGCUUGGAUAAAUUCUAUGUUAGUCUAUAUUAUCAAGGCUGAGUUUUCUGAAAAUCAGAAUAGUUUAGAGCACUUAACUAUUGAAGGCUCAAGAUUAUAUUGCAUUUUUAUUCAAAUUUUGAAAUAUGUGAUCUUUAAUACCUCCAUCUUAAAACAACAGUAUGAUUUUAUACUAAUGUUUUGAAUAAAUCUCUAACAUUCCAUCAUGAUUUUUAUUUGUUAUCAAAUGUUUCACAUUCUUUAUCCAGAGCUCAGGGGAAACAUGUUAAACGGUUGUGAUUUUUGUUUAAAUUUACAUGCUUUACCUUUGACUUUGAAAUCAAAAGUUAAACUUACUGAGUCUGUGAUAAUUAUGUUUUUAUUUCAUAAUGUGUAUUUAUUUACUGACACUAUUUACUGACACUAAAAGCAUUCAUAUACAGGUUUGUUUUCUCACUACCAAUCUAGUAUUAAUUGUUGUCAAGUAUCAUUAUGUAAGCAUCAAGAAAUCCAAUGAAUUAUGUUGUGAUGUAUUGAUUUUUGUUUUGUUUUUAGUCCCCUACCGGUUUAACCGGAGGGGACUUUAUGUUUACCCUCCGUCCGUCUUUCUGUCCGUCCGUCCGUCUGUCUGUCUGUCAGUCCGUCAGUCCGUCCGUCCACAAAACUGGAUCCCGCGAUAACCCAAAAAGUACUGAAUUUUUUUUUAUGAAACUUGAUAUAUGGAUAGAUGGCGGUAUGGGCAUUAUGCACGUCUUUUUCUUUUCUUCCUAUGUUGAAAAUUCUGGUUGCUAUGGCAACAAAUAGUCUGAAAAUAUGGCAAAUUUAACACAUAAACUGGAUCCAGUGAUAACUCAAAAAGUACUGAAAAUAUUUUUAUGAAACUUAAAAUAUGGGUAGAUGGCAGUCUGGAGAUUAUGCACAUCUUUUUCUUUUCUUCCUAUAAUGAAAAAUCUGGUUGCUAUGGCAACAAAUAGCCUGAAUUUCAAGAUUUCUGAUUUAAAUUUUUCAGCUUUUUCACUAUAAGUUCUUUAUUUCUUAAGGUGUUUACUUCAAACUUUAAAUAUAAGUUUCUGGCCAUCAACCACAUCAUAUAUGACAAGGUUUACAACUCUAGCACAAAAAUUAUCAGCAUUACCUCCCUUGAACUUAGAAUUUUUAUGAAAAAAAAAUGUUGUCUUUUUUAAAUAACUUCUUUAUUUCCUAAUGUAUCUACUUCAAACUUCAUAUAUAUGUUUCUUAUUAUCACUCAACAUUUUUGAGGAGGUUAAAUACUCUAGCAAGACUAUUAUCAGAAUUAUCUCCCCCUUGAACUUAGAUUUUUUUCGACUUAGAUUUUUUAUAGGAUUUACUUUAAAAUCCCACAUUAUAAUAAUAUGACAGGGUUGUAUAAACAUAAUUUCCUUACUAGGCAGGGAAACUUAACACAUUACUGUGAUAUAGACAAACUUAGAACUCAAAAGAUUUAAGUUCAUUCAUGUCAUUCAUCCACUGGUAAAAUUGAAUGGCCAAUGGCCCAUCAGAAUGUUGCUGGGGUUC